AUGCACAAAUAUCUAACAGCAUCAUCACUGCCACUUUAUCACUCCCUCUUUCUUGCAAGGAGAGUGUGUGUUGCGAUAAUGGAGACUCUGUUAUCUGUACCAUCAUUAUCUUCUUCUCUGAAAUUCUCAGUGAGAGCUUCAUGGGACACGCAACAGAGACUCCCUUAUAACCCUAACGCUCCCAGAAAGCUCAAGAAGAACAUCGUUUCCACUCCCACUCCCACUUCCACGGCACCAAUAACGCGCAAGAGAGACCAAUACAUUUCCGAACUUCUCAAGCGCGCCACUCCUCUUCCCACUAUAGCACAUGUAGAAGAAGAACAAGACGAAACUUAUCUGGGAUAUGAGAAAUGGCUGCCAACUCCACCAAAAGUGGUGAAGCCUCGAUCUGUGUUUAACGCUGCUACUCUCGCUUAUAUCGGUGAUUGCAUAUAUGAGCUAUAUGCUCGUAGGCACUUUUUAUUUCCUCCUCUAAGUAUUGAAGAAUACAAUGUUCGUGUUAUGGCAGUUGUGCGCUGUGAGGCUCAAGAUGCUUUGCUGCAGAAACUUCUUGAAAGUAACUUCUUAUCAGAUCAGGAGAGGGAUGUUCUUCGAUGGGGAAAAAACAUUGUUCCCAGCAAAACUAAGACAAAAAAACGUGCUGGUACAGCUGUGUAUAGCAGAGCAUCUUCACUAGAAACAUUAGUUGGUUAUCUGUAUUUGACAAAUGUGAAUCGCUUGGAAAAGCUAAUGUUAGAGCUGGGAUUCUCAGUUGAUUCUUCAGUGACUUUGAAUAUUGAUGAAAUAAUAGCAGGUGAGUUGAAGAAUGGAUAA
Molecule: messenger RNA, 813 nt
Organism: Sphenostylis stenocarpa
Lineage: Eukaryota; Viridiplantae; Streptophyta; Magnoliopsida; Fabales; Fabaceae
Source: the annotation of a GenBank genome assembly